AUGUCUUACGGAUCUAAGGCUGCUGAACGUGUUGCCAAUAAGAUUGUAUUAAUCACUGGUGCUUCAUCUGGUAUUGGUGAAGCAACUGCCAAAGAAAUUGCAUCUGCUGCCAACGGUAAUUUAAAGUUAGUGUUGUGUGCUAGAAGAAAAGAAAAGUUGGAUUAUUUAUCUAAAGAAUUGACUGAGAAAUAUCCGUCUAUUAAAGUACAUGUGGCUCAAUUAGACGUAUCUAAGCUCGAGACUAUCAAGCCUUUUAUCGAUAAUCUACCAGAAGAAUUUGCCAACGUUGACGUAUUAGUCAAUAAUGCGGGUUUGGCUUUGGGUAGGGACGAAGUUGGAACCAUUAAAACAGAUGACAUGUUAUCAAUGUUCCAAACUAAUGUUUUAGGGUUGAUUACUAUCACGCAAGCUGUUUUGCCAAUCAUGAAAAAGAAGAACAGUGGAGACAUAGUUAACAUAGGCUCAAUUGCUGGCAGAGACUCUUAUCCUGGAGGAGGCAUUUAUUGUCCUACUAAAGCAAGUGUUAAGUCAUUCUCCCAAGUUUUAAGAAAGGAAUUGAUUAAUACCAAGAUUAGAGUUCUUGAGGUUGAUCCUGGUAAUGUAGAAACUGAAUUUUCCAAUGUUAGAUUUAAAGGUGAUUUAGAAAAGGCAAAGCAGGUUUACGCAGGCACUGAACCAUUAUUAUCUGAGGAUAUAGCUGAGGUUAUAGUAUUCGGGCUUACAAGAAAACAAAAGACUGUUAUUGCUGAGACAUUAGUUUUCUCAACUAACCAGGCAAGUGCUUUCCAUUUAUACCGUGAAAGCGAUAAAUAA
Molecule: messenger RNA, 813 nt
Organism: Debaryomyces fabryi
Lineage: Eukaryota; Fungi; Ascomycota; Pichiomycetes; Serinales; Debaryomycetaceae
Exons: 1
Coding region: 1-813 (270 amino acids)
Cellular component (GO): cytosol
Molecular function (GO): oxidoreductase activity
Source: RefSeq, a predicted model, not a curated record